This is a messenger RNA of Leguminivora glycinivorella, 2348 nucleotides long. RefSeq names its product mastermind-like protein 2. Bases 128 to 1939 code for a protein of 603 amino acids. The transcript is spliced from 5 exons. NCBI's taxonomy places the organism in Eukaryota, Metazoa, Arthropoda, Insecta, Lepidoptera, Tortricidae. The record is from RefSeq and is a predicted model, not a curated record.
UACCACACGCUGGCUGGAUACUGUGUUCCUUUUUUAAACUUUUUUUUUCGGAAGUUGCAAAAUUUGGUGACUAGUGUUGUGAAUUGACGGCUUGUUUCUUCCGUGCUUUGAGUUUUGAAAUAAUAAGAUGGCGCGUUGGUGCGCUAUACUAGCACUGUGCGCGUUGGCGGCGGCGGCGUGUACUAACGCAUCUGAAGCGCAGUCGGCUCAGGCGAGACUACAACAUAUACGCAAACGCGCUAGGAGUGCCGACCUGUCUCCGGCCAAGCAGGCGGAAGUCGAUGAGAUGGUCAGCAACCUUCUCCAAUGGAUUCAGGGCUUUUAUCAACAGAGGAACAGAAAAGCUCGCCAGUACUUCGGGGGAAAACCCGAAAGACCAAGGCCAUUCGAACCAGCUAGCUACCUGCCGCCAUAUCCACCAGCAGGCCAGCGACCGACACCUUCAUACAACGAAGGGCCCUCGCCGUCCUACCAGCCCAGCCAACCAUCACCGAGCCCGUCAUUCCCGUCGCCAACUCAACCAGAACAGCCAUCCUACCAACCCAGCCAACCUCCCUACCAGCCAAGCCAGCCUACCCAACCACCAUACCAACCAAGUCAACCGAGCCAGCCUAGCCAACCGUCUCAACCUUCAUACCAGCCUAGUCAGCCCACUCAACCGAGUUACCAGCCUAGCCAACCAGGGUAUCAACCUAGUCAGCCCACCUCGCCCCCGUAUCAGCCCAGCCGACCGAACAAACCCGAUGACACCACUCUCCCAACCUAUGAAGAACCCGAGCAGCCUCAGGAACCCCAACAGCCACAGCGACCCCAAGAGCCGCAGCAACCGCAGCAGCCUCAACAGCCUGACACUGGCAGCGACGGUUCAUCAUCAUCCCAAACUCCUGCAGUGCCCGAUGAUGAGGACCGCCACCCUCCGCACAUCCACGCUAUCACUGUCGACUGCGGUAAAGAAAUGAUGACCAUUAACAUUGAAUUCAACAAAGUUUACAACGGAAUAAUCUACUCCCAAGACCAUUAUAAUGAGCCUGAAUGCGUAUACGUUAGAGAAAACUCGGGUCAAAUAAAAUACUCCUUCACGGUCAGCUUAAACACCUGUGGAACUAGGUUCUUCAGCGACUUUGAGAACGAAGGUCAGGCAUACUUGGAAAACGUGCUGGUGCUACAAAACGAACCUGGCAUUCAAGAAGUUUGGGACCACAUUCGCCGCGUCAGGUGCCUAUGGGAGGGCAACCUUACCAAGCAGCUGGUAUCUUCAUUAAGCGUCGGUAUGCUGAACCAGAUUACGAGCAACUUCAGUGGCGAUACUGCCAUGGCCCGUCUAGACAUCCAGAUAGGACGUGGUCCAUUCGCGCCUGAAGCCAACGGCUUGGUCAAGAUUGGAGAAAUCAUGACACUAGUCGUCACAGUAACUGGUGAUGCCGGCUUUGACAUAUUCGUCCGAGAGUGCGUGGCUCGCGAUUCCGAGAACCGCCACGUGGUUCCGUUGACUGACAGCAACGGCUGUGUGCUGAAGCCUAAGAUAUUCGGUGCCUUCCAGAAGACUAGAGAUACUGGGAAUACUGGAGCGUCGAUUAUAGCGUACGCAUUCUUCAACGCGUUCAAGUUCCCUGAUGAAAUGGAUUUGAUCAUCCAGUGCGAUGUGGAGCUGUGUAAGACGGAUUGCGACGCGUGCCCCAACCCUGGUAGUAUCGAGCCCAGGAGGCGAAGAAGAGAUAUCAUUCAUUUCGGAAACAGGACAUAUGAGCCUUCGACUACCAUCGCAAAGGGCUUGAGAGUAGUAUUUGCGGAGGAUUUGCCAAAGGACAACGACAAUUUCUGUAUAUCCCCCACGGCUGCCAUGUGGGGUAGCGUGUUGGUACUCUUCGGUUCAUUAAUGACUAGCUUAGCAGUAUCCUACCUCUGGCAGAGAGCUCGGGGUUCAAGCAAGUUUUUAUAAAAACCGCCAAGUUUAGAAAUCUAAUUUAAUUAUAAUGCGAGCGUUUUAGUCUGCGUUGCUAUAACUUGUUUCUUAAUUUAUUUGAUCCAUAAUAAUGUCAUCUUUUAUGUGAGACAACGAUUCUGAAGUAUUAUUGUGAUUUUUUUUUUUUACGAUUUUUUUACGUACCUAACACGUUAAAUAGGUCUGCUGUACAGAUGUAGGGUUUUAAAAAUAUUUUAAGUUUAGGAAGGCUUAUACUAAAACAUAUUAUUUAACACUGCCAUUAAAUAAGAUUUCCUAUGUAAAUCAACUAACAAUAUCACAAAAAACUUGCGUGUGAUUAUGUCAUUCAAAUUUUCUUCUAUUUUCGUACUUAAUAUUGUAAAUAUUAGAUAGGUCUUUACAAAACAUAAAGUAUAUAAAAAAU